Messenger RNA from Aedes albopictus (Asian tiger mosquito), 3873 nucleotides. RefSeq lists its product as uncharacterized. Gene Ontology annotation, molecular function: protein dimerization activity; catalytic activity. NCBI's taxonomy places the organism in Eukaryota, Metazoa, Arthropoda, Insecta, Diptera, Culicidae. The transcript has 3 exons. The coding region runs from base 1 to 3873 and encodes 1290 amino acids. The record is from RefSeq and is a predicted model, not a curated record.
AUGUCAGCGGUAAAGCGACGCGAAAACACAUUUCGUAUCGAUUAUACGAAUGUGCCGAAGAAGCCGACCUCCGAGGAGGUACACCAGUUCGUGGGUGCGACGCUGGGUCUGAAGCGCGGCGAGGUACUGCGGAUUCAAUAUAGCCGCAACCUCGGGAUCGCGUUUGUCAAGACCGCUUGCCUAGAAGUGGCACAGAAAAUCGUCGCCGAGAACGACGACAAGCAUGAAGUGACAGUGGACGGCAAGGCGUACAAGCUUCAGCUGAAGAUGGAAGAUGGGGCAGUGGAAGUGAGGCUCUUCAACCUCUCGGAGGACGUGUCGAACGCUAAAAUCACGAAGUUUCUAGCAGCGUAUGGUGAAGUACUCUCCAUUCGAGAGGAAGUAUGGGACGAGAAGCACCUCUUCGCUGGACUACCGACCGGGGUUCGUGUUGCAAGAAUGGUCGUAAAGAGGAAUAUCGCCUCGUAUGUUACGAUCGAUUCCGAAACGACCCAUCUGGCGUACUAUGGCCAGCAACAAACAUGCAAAUACUGUAGCGAGUUUGCACACAACGGCGUCUCGUGUGUGCAAAACAAAAAACUACUAGUGCAAAAGCUGGCGUCAAGCACUGCAUCGUACGCAGACGUUGCCAAAACCCAGCAAUCCACCCGUACAAAGCCUCUCGCAGCCAAACAAUUGCCCGCUUUGAAAGCCGUCGUCGUAUCAAAACCAUCCGGUCAGUCACCACGCGAAACACAAACCUCCGUCGUACCGUCGUCAAGCGGUACAAUGCCCCCGCCGGCAAGUGUCAACGACACCUCGGCAGCAACGAACGAGCAGCAAGACGACCACGAAAACGAUACAUGGACCAGGGUGACUCGUAGCAAAAUGGGACUGCAAAAGAAAACGGACGGCAACGAAACUGAUUCGUCCACGUCCAGCAGACCCAUCCUCUUCACCAGCUAUAAUAUCGCUACGGUAAACGUGAAUACCAUCACGAACGCUACAAAAAUCGAACCCCUGCGAACGUUUAUCCGAACGCUCGACCUAGACAUCGUGUUCUUGCAGGAGGUUGAAAACGAGCAGUUCUCGCUGCCAGGUUUCAACGUCAUCGCAAACGUUGAUCACGCGAGGAGAGGAACCGCUAUCGCCAUUAGAGAUCACAUCCAAUACACGCAUGUGGAAAAAAGCCUAGAUGGCCGUCUCGUUGCUGUGAGAGUCCAAGACACCACGCUCUGCUGUGUUUAUACCCCAUCUGGCUCGGCCUACCGAUCCCAACGAGAGAAUUUCUUCAAUACUACGUUAGCUUUCUAUCUGCGCCACCACACUGAGCAUGUAAUUCUUGCGGGAGAUUUCAACUGCGUGCUGCGUCAAAGCGAUGCAACAGGACACAACAUGAGUCCAUCUCUCCAAGCCGCUGUACACCACCUGGGGCUGAGCGAUGUGUGGGUCAAACUUCGGUCAAGAGAUGCUGGCCACACGUACAUCACCGGCAACUCAUCGUCCCGACUAGAUCGUAUCUAUGUGUCGGGCGCCUUGUGUGCACAACUACGAAACAUCCACACACAUGCGUGCUCCUUUACCAAUCACAUGGCUGUGACGUCGCGAAUUUGUUUACCUGACCUCGGUCGGCCCCCUGGACGAGGGUUUUGGUCGCUACGCCCUCAUUUGCUUACUGCAGAAGCGAUAACCGAUCUGCAAACGCGAUGGCAGUUCUGGACUCGUCAGAAGCGAAACUACAGACGUUGGAUGGACUGGUGGCUAGAGUACGGCAAGCCAAAGAUUGUUAGCUUUUUCCGCUGGCAAUCAAAACAAGCAUACGACGAGUUUCAGUAUGCACAACAAGCUCUCCAUGAUCGGUUGCGACGAGCCUACGACGGCUACUACCGUAAUCCAGCAAUGUUACCGACAGGGGAUGGAAUCACAAAAGAAAUUCGUCAGCAGGAUAAAAUACGCCAGAGGUUUUCACUCAAAUGGGUUGAUUCUCCACAACUUCUGUGCUUCGAGAAAUACCAAAGCGACCCACAUUUUGCGUUUUGCAAAAUAUGCUUGGAGAAACUCAGCAUCGCUCGUGGCGGUAAGUCAAACCUUAUUACCCAUCUUACCACUAAAAGACACCGUGAGGCAUCUGAGAUAUGCCACAGGCCAAUAGCACAGGAGGCUAAAAUUGAACAAUUUCCCGCAUUGGAAAAAGUCCACGAAGCUGAGCUUAAACUUUGUGCGUGGGCAGUAGAGCAUAAUGUCCCCUUUGCAGCCGUUGACAAGCUGGCUGAUGUUUUGCGAGGGUUGACUAUUGAGCCUAAAUUACUCGAAAAACUAACUCUGGGUAGAACCAAAACUGUAUCGGUGAUUGAGUCGGUGAUUGCCUCAACGCAGCAUGACGAGCUUGUUAACCGCAUGAGGGUGGAUAGUUUUUCGAUAAUUAUCGACGAAUCGACCGAUCAAAGCAACAAAAAAACUCUUGCCGUUGUGGUCAGAAUGAUGGACACAGAAAACUUUUGUGCAAAGGACACAUACUAUACUUCAAUAGAAGUGGAAUGUGCGGACCACAUUACACUUUACACAGCCAUUGUGGACAAAUUCAAAAGCGACCAAAUUGAUUACAAACAACGACUUCGCGGAUUCGCCUCUGAUGGAGCAUCAGUAAUGAUGGGGAGGAAUAAUUCCGUCAUGAAAUUAUUUCAAAGGGAUUGUCCAGACUUGAUCGCAGUGAAAUGCACUUGCCAUUCACUGGCCUUAUGUGCCAGCUAUGCCUGUGAAAAAAUUCCGUCUUAUCUGGAGCAACUUAUGAGGGACAUUUACAACUAUAUUUCGUGCAGCCCGAAAAGGUCCACCGAGUUCGAGAGGAUUCAAGAAAUAGUCGAACUGAAACCGUUGAAGAUCCUUCAUCCAGCGGCUACCAGAUGGCUGUCACUGGAGGCUGUUGUAAAGCGCAAUUUGGAAAGAUUGGAGGAGUUGAAACUGUUCUUCUCUUUCCAGUUGAAGUAUGACCAUAAUCAGAGUGCAAAUCGUAUUUUGGGUCACCUCAAUGAUCCCAUGACAAAACCAUUGAUGCUUUUCCUUAACUAUGUAUUGCCCCUGAUAAAUAACGUUAAUCGUACUUUUCAGUCAGAGAGCUCACAAUUUUUCGAAAUCUACAAUGAGACGAAAACGUUGUUGCUGAUUAUGUUGGGUAACCUAUGCGAAGAAACCUAUGUGAAGCGUAUUGUUAGUACUGAUUCUGAUGUGAAAGAUUUUGAGCAGUUUCUAAAGAACCCACAAAGCAUUUAUGUUGGUAUUGACGCUGAAGAAAAGGCAAAUGAAUUGGACGAGGAUAGAAAGUUGAAAUUCAAAUCAAUUUGUCGUGACUUUUACAUCGAGUUAGUGAAACAGAUUAUGAAACGUUUUGAUUUUAACGAUCCGGUUAUCAAAACCGCAGCUUUGAUCAACCCGCACACUUUUAUAGAACUGCCAAAUUUGAAUGAGUUAAUGCGACAGUUUCCCAGCUUCCUCGGAACCAUCAGUAGACAGGAUUUGGAUAAUGAGUUUAGGCUGUUGAAAACAAAUGUUCUAUGUGAGAACCUAGUCGAUUCUGAUGUCACUUGGCCUAUGUUACUAGAUGUCAAAAAGCGUAACGGUUUGUUUUUAUACCCAAGUCUACGAUCAUUCGUGCGGAAUUUUUUGAUAAUACCCCAUUCUUCGGCAUGUGUCGAAAGAAUUUUCUCUGUUUACAACGCUAACAAAACAAAGACCAGAAACCGGUUGGUUCCUCAGACGAUGGAUUCAAUCUUGAAAGCGAAGGAAUAUGUAGCCGAUCAGGGAGGUUCAACAAAGAUAAAACUAACAAGCACUCUGAAAGGCAAAUUCAAUAAAACUAUGUAUAAGCAUCAUGCAGUCGAGAAAAAACCAGAUUGA